AUGAAUCUACACACGUUUCUUGAUUCGUUGCUUGCACAGCUAUGCAUACAAACAUUUGAAAGCAGUAUAAAUUUGAGUAAUACACUCCAAGCCCAGAGAUCGUUCGGCAGAACCAUGAAAUGUCUUCAGAUCACGUUCUUUUUAUUUACCUUAUCAGUAUUCUGCAGAAGCGUUCAAUCGACAAAUCCUACAUGCGAAUGUGGUUGGAGAAACAGGGCUAGAAUCAUUGGAGGAAAGGAAACUUGCAAAAAUGAAUUUCCUUGGAUGGUUGCAAUUGGAGACAUAAAAAAUAAUUUUUCACAAUUCUGUGGAGGAAGCAUUAUAACCCCUUGGCACAUCCUCACCGCUGCCCACUGCACUGAGGGGAAAGAUAGCGAUGACAUUGGCGUUAUUAUCGGAGGCCACGAUAUCACAAAUCUUGGAGAAGAUACAAGUGAGCUGAUCACCAUAGAACAAAUCGUUGAACAUGAGGAUUAUGAUGAAAUUAAAUUCAUUAACGAUAUUGCUAUCUUAGUAACUUCCGAGCAGAUAUUUCUUAACAAGAAUGUUGGCCCAGUUUGCCUUCCUAACAAGAGGAUUAAUUUGGUCGAUCAAUACGUUAAGGUUACAGGUUGGGGACUGACCACUCAUCCUGGGAAGCCUUCAUCGGUUCUGCGGCAGGUGAAUUUGAAAGUUAUACCCAUCGAUCAAUGCAAAAAAGACUGGUCGGACAUUUCUGAAACAGAUCCUCCAACGCAACUAUGUACCUUCAGGAAAAACAAGGAUUCAUGUUUCCAAGAUUCUGGCGGUCCUCUUGUCUGGUUAGAUCCUGACACUAAUAGGUUUAUACAAGUUGCCUUGGUCUCUUAUGGUGGAAAGUGUGGAGGAUCACGCCCAGCAGUCAACACAGCUGUUUUCCCUUUCUUAGAAUGGAUAAAUGCCCAUGUAGAAGAAACCAAACCCGAAGCACAUGUCUGUAUGGUAGAACCGAUAUCUUCUCAGCAUCAAACUCAGACUGGACAAGACCUUAGUGAUAUAUAUAGUUUAUUCGAUACUGAUUCAUAAAAUGUGUCAUUGUGUUGACAAUAAACCAGACAAGCAUGUAAAGAUUAUGAAUAAAUGAGAAUUAAUACAAAAUAACAUAUUGUCCCUAUUCAAACCAAAUAACAGGCUUAUUAUUUUAAAAUCUUAC
Molecule: messenger RNA, 1171 nt
Organism: Nezara viridula (southern green stink bug)
Lineage: Eukaryota; Metazoa; Arthropoda; Insecta; Hemiptera; Pentatomidae
Source: the annotation of a GenBank genome assembly